CUCCAUCAACUUUCCUAAUCCAUUUGUCAAUUCCAUCAUAAAUACACAAGAUUUUUUUGGAUACCCUCUUGUUUUUAUUAUUAUUUUUAUAUUUUUCAUCCCCCAAGCUUAUGGUAGUAUCUGUAUAAUCCCAUCAUAUUUUGUCCUCCUCCUCUCUCAAGAUGAGCCAUUCAGCUACACCUUAGCAUAUCUGUAGUUUCAGACUUCUAUGAAGUUUAUAUAAACAAGUGAAAGCAAAGAUAUCGAUGGAUACCAUUCCGUGAGGUGACGAUAGAUGUGUCUUAGUAUCGAUACUUCCAACUUGAACCAUGAAAUUCAUUUCAUGCAUGGAAACAAGAAUAUCAUCAAACCAGUCUGUCCUUUCAAAAAAAGAAGAUUACUAGUACCCUGUCUUUCAAUUCCUUCCUUCUCUUUGACUUCAUUUUAUACCUUAAAAUUUUCAUAGAAGCUCCCCAAGAUUCUGGUAAUUUCUCUGUAACUCCAUCAUAUUUUGUUACUAUUUCUUCAAGAUAAGACAUUCAGCUACUCCUCAGAUCUUCUGCUUCAAACUUCUGUGAAAUCUAUAAAAAGAAGUAUGCAGAAAGUUUGGAUGUAUGAAGAGUAUGGUUCCAAGGAAGUGCUCAAGCUAGGAGACUUGGCAAUUCCUACUCCCAAACAGUACCAAUUGCUUGUCCAAGUUAAAGCAUCUGCUUUAAAUCCUAUUGAUUUCAAGCUGCGCCAACAACCCAUUGUUCCUAUAGAUUUCCCUGUGAUCCCGGGAUGCGAUAUGGCCGGAGUUGUGGUGGUGAAAGGAGGCGACGUAUCGAGAUUUGACAUCGGAGAUGAGGUGUAUGGGAACAUACAAGAUUUCACUGCAGAAGGGAAGAUGAGGCAGCUUGGGACACUGGCAGAAUUCAUUGUUGUAGAGGAAAAUUUGGUGGCUGCAAAGCCGAAAAACGUUUCGUUUGAGGAAGCAGCAAGCUUGCCUUUGGCAGUUCAAACAGCAGUUGAAGGUUUCAAAAUUGUGGGGUUUAGAGAGGGUCAGACUGUUUUCGUGGUUGGCGGAGCCGGUGGCGUCGGAACACUGGUUGUUCAGCUGGCUAAGCAAAUGUAUGGAGCUUCUGUGGUGGCGGCAACAACUAGUACUUCAAAGGUGGAGUUUGUGAAGAGCUUGGGUGCAGAUAAGGUUGUUGACUACAACAAGACUAGAUAUGAAGAGGUUGAGGAGAAAUAUGAUCUUGUUUAUGACACAAUUGGUGACUCCAAGAACUCAUUUGUGGUAGCAAAGGAAGAUGCACCAAUCAUUGACAUAACAUGGCCUCCAUCAAACCCAAAAGCAGUCCAUUCAAGCUUGACAGUUUCUGGGGAAAUUUUAGAAAAGCUUAGCCCAUACCUAGAGGCUGGAAAGCUAAAGGCAGUGAUUGAUCCAACAGGUCCUUAUCAUUUUUCUCAUGUUAUUCAAGCUUUUCGACACUUAGAAACUGGAAGAGCCAGAGGAAAAGUUGUCAUAUCUCACUUCCCUUCCCACCAUCCUCCCUGUUUCAAACAGUGAAUAUAUAUGAUCAGUGUAUGUAAUGUAAAACCUGAAAUGGCUGCACAGAAAAUUUAAUGUGUUGGAGUUGUAAAAACACGUUAACGGUAGAAGCCUCGUAAAUUUUUUCGACUCUUGGAGUUGUUGGUUUUUCGAACGUUUAAAUGUUUAGCUU
Molecule: messenger RNA, 1685 nt
Organism: Ilex paraguariensis (yerba mate)
Lineage: Eukaryota; Viridiplantae; Streptophyta; Magnoliopsida; Aquifoliales; Aquifoliaceae
Source: the annotation of a GenBank genome assembly